Molecule: messenger RNA, 795 nt
Organism: Spodoptera litura
Lineage: Eukaryota; Metazoa; Arthropoda; Insecta; Lepidoptera; Noctuidae
Source: RefSeq, a predicted model, not a curated record
AUGUCCGGGACCCUGGAUGAGUUGGAGCUUCAGGUAUUCAACGUAGGCGAUACACCUACGUUUGAUACCGUGAAAGGUGGCAAAGCGUUAAAAAGCCAAGUAGAUGUCACGGCAUCGUGCGAUGGCGCUAUCCCAAAAAUAAAUAACAAAACAAAACUUACCGACCUGCGGUGGUUCAAAGAGCUAGCUGUACUGAAGAAAGACGUCACCAGGAAGAAAAACCGCAUCCGCAACGCCGCGCGGGUCCGGAGAGCGAUGGUCGUAGACGAGUACCUGGAAGCAAAAGAACUGGAUGAGAGUACAAUCAAACGAGCCCAAACCACCAGCUCGAAAGAAUUCUGUAAGAAACAGGAUCGCGAAGGAGACACAGCAGAAGAGGACAACACAGACCACAGGCAUACAAGGGAAGCAGCCAGUAGAGUAAACGACUGGCAGCAAGAUGAAUACCACGACCCACCGUUUACAUCUCUGGAACUGAAGACAGCCGUGGAAGGUUUAAAUCCUAAGGAAGGCCCCGGGCCAGACGGAUUUACGUCAGAUAUCUGCAGUCGAGCUGCCUACCAGGACCCGGAUGCAUUCCUUGCCCUGUAUAAUAAGUACCUAGAACUGGACAUAUGGAAAGAGGCUACGGUGAUCGUCCUCCGAAAACCGGGCAAGAAUAAUUACAUGAUCUCCAAGUCUUACAGACCGAUAGGUCUACUGCCGGUCUUGGGCAAGGUCCUGGCAGUAGCACGGAUAAAAUGGGAGCUCGUGCUGCGGUUUAUUACUCGCCAGUUUGGCGUUAUGCAAAACUAG